UGCAGCGCAGCGCGACACGCACGCGCGCGCCAGACCAGCAGCGGCAGCGGCAGAGAUGUGAACGGUGGCCUGGAAAAUAAUGUGCCUCGGCUCGUCGUCAACAUGCUCUCGGGAGUUGUGUACGCGCUGCUGGCGGGUUUCCUCGGGGCCGUGGCGUCGUCAUCGGCCAAGCUGUCCCUCGGAGCCGACUACCUGAAGGGAGUCUGUGAAACCGGACUCCGGACGUGGGGGGAGCAGCGGAAAUUUAGACAGGCGGACGAAACUACCGCCUGCGACCGGCUUCAUAUCCCUCUGAGGCUGCUGUGUGGCGGGCUGCUUUUCACCUGCAAUGCUGUGAUGUGGACCUUCCUCGCCAAAGCCCUCAGGUACUCCUCUUCCUCCACCCAAACCACUGUGACAACCACCGCCUCCAACUUCAUAUCUUCCGCUUUUCUGGGCCAGCUGAUCUUUGGUGAAGCCCAGAUAACGUUGUGGUGGGUCGGGAUCUCCCUGACCUUCUCGGGUCUGUUGGUACUGCAGAGGGUUUCACCGCAAGAUGGGCAACGUGACACAGCCAUCAAGGACGAAUAAUAAGUCUUGUCUCCACUAGAGUUCAGCCCGGCUUCGGCUGGCUGUGGAACGAGGUGUGUUUUGGUCGUUUUCUCCUCUGAUUUGAACAUCUAGCGAAAGAAAAGUAAUAUCUUACAAGAAGAUGUUCGAGUUAAUACUCCCCCAAUCACUAGUUCUAUUGAUUAAAUUGUUUCAUGAUUAAACUAAAUGCCACUUAAAUUGCAUCUUUAAUGAUGAAGAAAACUAAACAGGUAGGCAGAGGAACACUGUUCAAACAUAUCAGAGGAGAUGUUGGCCUUUAGCCAGUAUGGCCAUAACACAGCUACAGUCUGGCUAGUGGAGACAAGCUGAUGGAUGCCUGCAAAGAGUCUUUGAACACACCAAUGAAGCAAAAACCAUACGAGCUUUACGUUACGUUUGGGGAGUUUAUCAGUCAACAGCAGCACAAGAACUUGUGAGCUAGCAGAGCAGAUUAGAAGGAAAAGAGAAGACUAAAGGGAAUAAUAAAACAAUUUGAGAAAUACCCUUCUUUGCAUUCUCUACUGAGUGAGACAAGAAGAUUGAUACCACUCUGAUGUCUGUGCGGGAUAUAUGAAGCUGGUUGGCAUCUGGUUAGCCUAGCUUAGCAUAACAUGAGGGAGAAGGGAAACAGCUAGCAUGGCUCUGUUUGAAGCUAACAAACUCUGCCUGCACAUUUAAAGCUCACAAUUAACAUAUUAUAUAUUGUAUGUUUAAUUCCAACAUCCAGUAAAACCACAUGGUGUCUUUUUACAAUUCGUUUUUAAUAUGGACUAAACAAAUGUUAGCUUUGGGCAGAGCCAGGCUAGCACCACCCAAUUCAUUCUUUGUGCUAAGCUAAGCUAUGUUGCUUCAUAUUUAAAGGACAUAGGCUACAUGAGUGAUAUUAAUCUUCUUUUCUUACCUUUUUCAAGAAAGGAAAUAUGUGCAUUUUUCAAAAGCUAUACCUUUAAAGGAGGAGACAGAUUAUAUAUAUAAUAUAAUAUAUUAUCCCCAAAAUGUACUUGAAGUUAAUCUUUUGGGGUUUCCUCAUGAGCAAUGGGCAAAUGGCAUCAUGUACUUUGAUGUCACUAUUACUCGCCUGCGCAUUAUGUGUUUCGCAGCCUUCAUAUCACCAAAGCUUUCUUAAUUCUCACGUUUCCUUAAGUUACUCUGACACUCACUGUAUACAUCCAACACUGACGUUGCAUCUUGUGCAUGCUCAAGGCGAAUAAUAAUAAAUGAAGCACUUAGCUGAAGAGGUAAGCUCGUACUUUCACAAGUAAUAAUACUAAUGUAGUGCUCGAAAGGCCCUUUUUACUCUUGCCUGUCUUUCUUGACAGCUUUAAUCUCAAGAUAUGAGCAGGACACAGCUGCUCCUCCACUUUAUGAUCGACGCAUGCAUGUUCCUACUGAGGCCUAGACUCAAAUAUCUCACACCAAAGCAUCCUGGAGCGUCAGUCCAUAUCAGAGACACGUCCCCGUGAGCUGCUUCGUGUUACUAAACACACAAUCGUGUGAUUAAAUGUCUCUCCAGCAUUAGAGAUGUCACAUUGCCUCUUGAUUGCCUGUUGAGCUUCAAAGCGCCUGCAUCCCUGAUCUCAUAUUAUCCCGUCCGUCACCCAUCAUUUGCAAUACCAUCAAACGUCCUUUAAGUCUCAUAACACUGAUGUGUGCAACAGCGAGGGAGCUUUAAGGGGAUAGUUAAAUGGCAAUACAUGCUGCAAGAGGGACGUUUCUGUUGGCAUGAAUCAGGCAAAGUAAGUAUACCUUAGUAUACAGUGCUUUGUCUAAUGCUUUAUUGAACAGUAUUUUGAGCUCACUCUUUGCGGUUGUUUGGAUACAUAUCAUAAUAUGAAUGCAUACCGGUAGCUAUUAUGCCUGUCUGUGAUACUCCACAGCAGCAACGCACAAAUAUAUGUCAGAUUUCCUUCCAGCCGCUGCUGUGCAGGUUUUGUAUCACGUGAUUUACAUGCAUCCCUAUUAAUGUGACUGCGGCUGAGUGAUGGUUCACCUCGCAGGAUUCUUCAUCAGUGGAUAUCACGCCCAGCCAGGCUGAAGUGAAUUCAGCUGUUUGUGCCUCCCAGUCACAUCCUGUGUGUUGAAUUACCUUUUUGGGUGAAAUUGCACUUAUUCCCUUUCUUGCCGAGAGUCUGAUACCACUCUCAUGUCUGUCAGGAUUAAUAUGAAACUGGAGCUAGCAGCCAGUUAGCUUAGCGUAAACCACAAUUUCACAUUUGAACGUAGUAUUUGACAUAAAACGUGUUAAUUUGUGAGUUUUCGGGAUGCUGGGAGGCAAUUAGCUGACAGGUAGCUGUGUCCACCUGUAAACAGUGUUUAUGCUAAGCUAACUGGCUGCUAGCUGUAGCAUCAUAUUAACAGACAGACAUGAGAGCGGUGUCAACCUCCUCAUCUGAACUCUCAGCAGGUACGUGAACGUGAAAUGUAUUUCCCAAAAUGUCAAACUAUUUCUAAUGUACCUUUAAGAUCUGUAAUAUGUGCUUUUGAUUCUGAAGUGUUUUUUUUUGGGUGCCUGGCUUUUCCUCCAGUUAACAGCAUGAAAUGAAGGUAAACCUUCUACCUGUGAACCUUUCACUGUAUAAUAACCAGUCGGAGCUCUGCAGCAGCCACAUGGCCCUGAGUGUGAUGUAUUUAUAUAUCCGUGUGCACAUAAACUGUAGAUGUGGUCGUACAGAGAGAUUAGAAAACCACUCAAAUAAGAUGUUGACUCGACAAGGUGUGCGAGACAUUGGCGAGUUCAUGUACAAGAAAACACGAGUACAUUUUUUCAGCCUUUUCAAAAUCAGUCAAGUUUUGACCGAUAUCUAUAAUGAAAAAAGAGAUUGAUUUUGCAGUAGUAUGUUGGUACACUCUUUAACCUAAAAUAUGUGCAGGUCAGUCAUCGCUUCAAUCUAAAGGCUGCUGCACCUACAAAUUGAACAUUGUGUUUUACUUUUUAACACAAAUCAAGACAGUUUGAUUAGAAGGAGUGAGUUUUUUCUCCGAUGUAAACUGUUCAUAAUGUGUCUUACGGAUAAUGUGAAACAAACAUUUGUAAAAUUGUAAAUACAUUCUGUUAAUAGGUAACACUUAAACGGAUGUGUAAAUUGCCAUCCUCACUGAGAGAAGAGACUAUAGAGGAUUAUUUAAUAAACAUCUCAUCUGACAAACAAGAUUCUUGUCUUAUCGUAUGUUAAGUUCGUCUUCAUGGCAGCUUUGAUCUUCAGAAAGAGGAGCGUCUCACACGAUUCUACUUCCAUAUUGAUCAAAUUAGAUGUGACGUACAGUGCAGCUGUAUUCAACUGGUAAAUAUGUGAAGGUUUGGUCUUUUCCUGCAGAGAACAGGGACUUUGUACUCAUUUAGAUCAGUGUCCUCUGCAAAUGAAACACUAACGUCUAAUAAAGAGCAAUCUGACUGCA
Molecule: messenger RNA, 3966 nt
Organism: Pseudoliparis swirei
Lineage: Eukaryota; Metazoa; Chordata; Actinopteri; Perciformes; Liparidae
Product: transmembrane protein 42
Exons: 3
Coding region: 103-570 (155 amino acids)
Source: RefSeq, a predicted model, not a curated record